Molecule: messenger RNA, 162 nt
Organism: Symbiodinium necroappetens
Lineage: Eukaryota; Dinophyceae; Suessiales; Symbiodiniaceae
Source: the annotation of a GenBank genome assembly
GUGCGCCUGGGGGCCCUCUCGCCUUUGAAAGUCAUCUCUGGUCAAGAGCUCCGUGACACCGUAUCCGCUCUUGGCUUGACAGCCUAUGACGUUGAGGACAUGAACCUGAUGCUGAACUUUCUGGCAGACUUUAUCCAGCUUGAGUUCCCGCAUGCCGUCGAG